CUUCCGUUCAGUGUGGUUCAAAAAAUAUUUGCACUCUUUUUUUUAUCUGGUAAAGCAGGGCUAAUCUUUUGUCCGAGGCGGCCGUGUUAGUGAUCCGGUAUGGACAUCCAGAGUAUUGAGCCAAUGACACUUGGCUCCCCAACCUCCCCCAAGCCUGGUGCUCAGUUUUUACCCGGGUUUCUGAUGGGAGACCUGCCUGCUCCUGUCACACCUCAACCCAGGUCUUUUGGGUUGACAGGAGGUGGGGCAGAAACAAGGUCUCCUCUUCUGGCUGGUGGUUCUCCUCCACAGCCAGUGGUCCCAACACCUAAAGACAAGAGUGGAGCCCCUCCAGUCAGAAGCAUCUACGAUGACCUCAACGGCUCCGGUGUGGGAAUGUCACCUCUUGCAGCUCGCAAACAACCAUUUGCUGGAGUGCACACACCAUUGUCUGGUCUACCAGGGACACCAGGAACAGUCUCUAGUUUGUUUAGCCCAGCGGGGCUGCAGAUGAAAACAACACUUUCCCCAGCUCAAGUAGAUCCGUUCUUCACACAAGGAGAUGCUCUGUCCUCUGACGACCAGCUAGAUGACACCUGGGUCACAGUGUUUGGGUUCCCUCCAGCAUCUGCUUCAUACAUCCUUUUACAGUUUGCACAGUAUGGAAACAUAUUAAAACAUGUAAUGUCUAAUACUGGAAACUGGAUGCAUGUUCAGUAUCAGUCUAAACUGCAAGCACGGAAAGCUCUCAGUAAAGAUGGAAAGAUAUUUGGAGAAGCCAUUAUGAUUGGUGUCAAACCAUGUAUUGAUAAGAGUGUAAUGGAAACCUCAGACAAGGGCAGUACUUCCAGUUCUGUGUUCACGCCCCCGGUGAAGGCUCGUGGGACCCCCAGUCACCCUGUAUCAACUCCCCGAUCUGUCAUGAGACCCCUCAGUGCGGCUUACAAAGCAUCCAGCAGUGACUACCAGGUUGUGUCAGAUCAACAGACACCAAAAAAGGAUGACAGUUUUGUAUCGAAAGCAAUGGACUAUAUGUUUGGAUGGUAAUCUUUCACUCACAGGGUCAUGAUGAAAAAGCUCUGAGACCAUCAACAACCUCUGAUGUGUUGGCAUUGCUCUAAAAAACUGACAUUGGGUUUUUCUGAGCACAAUCAUUGAGUGAAUACAAAAGCACUUUAUCUCUACGUUUGCGGACUGUUUGACAUUGCAUGCUCUUUUGCUGAAGAUGGACUCUUGAGUGUUUCACUUGGACUGCUUUCAGCUGCUGGGUUUGGAGUUGGUCCCUCAAGUCUGUCCUCAAAAUCAUACAGAUUUA
This is a messenger RNA of Rhinichthys klamathensis goyatoka, 1294 nucleotides long. It is a transcript of the gene nup35, whose product is annotated as nucleoporin 35. Gene Ontology annotation, molecular function: single-stranded DNA binding; structural constituent of nuclear pore; phospholipid binding. Lineage: Eukaryota; Metazoa; Chordata; Actinopteri; Cypriniformes; Leuciscidae. The record is from RefSeq and is a predicted model, not a curated record. Gene Ontology annotation, biological process: nuclear pore organization; regulation of DNA-templated transcription; NLS-bearing protein import into nucleus. The transcript is spliced from 9 exons. Gene Ontology annotation, cellular component: nuclear membrane; nuclear pore nuclear basket; nuclear pore central transport channel. Bases 100 to 1026 code for a protein of 308 amino acids.